GCGAAAACAUCACGGUGCAAACGAUAUCACCCUCUCGUUUUCACAAUUCGUGUACUUCGUAAACGUGCGCAUGCGCGCGUCUCUAGCUCAUUUCAUAUAAUCAUAUAUUUAUAUUGUAUAUUUUUAUUAUUAUUUUUAUUAUUUUUUUAUAUUUCUUAUCAUAUUUAUCCAUUAGAUGUAAAACAAGGAUAGAAUGACGCGACAGCGCGCUUUCCAAACGCGCCUUAUGUUAUAUCAUGGUCGCGCAGACAACGUAAACGAGUUCUAAACUUUGUCGAAGUUGACAUUAGUGAAACAGCUUCGAACCAACCGAUUUAUUUAUAAGGAGGAAGAGAGAGAAUUAGACAGAGUUUCAAAUGCGCGAAUCGUAGAUUCACGCGGCUGCAAAUGCUCGACGCCCGAAGUUUGUUACACUCGCACAUUACACUCAUAGGGCUGUUAAGGCUUGAACAGACUUGAAAUCGAGGCGAAGCCAACAAAACGAAAAAGAAGAAGAAGAAGAAGAAAUCGAGGCGUGAAACAGGAUGUAUAAGGUGGACACAGUCAGCGCGCUGCGCGAAGCCACGGAGCCCGGCGUGAUAACACAGAACAUGCUCGUUUCUUUAACAAUUGACCAAGGGCCGAAGAAAGAAGGCGGUAGACUGUUUCUCCAAGACGGUAUCGAACUGGACAAAUUAAAAGAGAUUCGCAUCGAGUUUCUCAAAAUUUUAAACAUCGAUCAUCUCUGGUUAUUGAAAAGUCUGGUUAAACUAUCGCUGUCUCAUAAUGUUAUCGAGAAAAUCGAAAAUCUAGACAAACUUCAUCACUUGAGGGAACUAGACCUCUCGUUUAAUCGCAUCAAAAUUAUGGAAAACUUGAACAAUCUGCAUCAACUAGAAAUUCUGCUUCUGUACAGUAACGAGAUAUCGACUGUACAGGGUAUAAGCGACUUGAAAAAGUUGAUCAUUUUGAACAUUGGUAAAAAUAAGAUCAAUGACUGGAAGCAUGUCGUAUAUUUACGUGACUUCAAAUCGCUCAAAAGUUUGAACAUGUGCGACAACCCUUGCACGGAAAUAGACGGAUACUUGGAUUAUCUGUUCGCAUUUGUGCCCCAAUUGGUUUAUUAUCAAUAUAGAAUGAUAUCCGAAAGCGAGCGCCAAUCCGCCAUUGAUAAGCAUUAUCGUAUAGUUAGUAAUCUCGAAGAAAACGAGGCGAAAAUGCAAACGGAAUUGGCAUUGCAACGAGAAUUUAAAAACAAAACUGCAUUACUAUUUGCAUCAUACGUGGAGCAACUUGAUGAAGAUUAUCUGUUCCAACAAAUGUUUUCUUCCGAUGAAGUAUCGGUACAAGUAGCAGGCAGAACAUUGUCCACAUUAAACGAAAGUACACAGAAUGCGUUCGAGGAGUACAAAAAAUCUUUUGUUGCGAUAUGCCAAAAAUUGUAUAAACUAGGUUUACAAGAGAAUGAUAAGAGAACAGAGGAAAUAAGAUUGUUUGAAGUUGCUGUUAACGAAGGCAAGGAAAAUACGCAAAAUGAAGCAAGAAGAAUCGUGGAUGAGGUACUUGAAAAAAGAGCAAAGAUAUUUGCGAAUAUAAAAGAAGUGAUGGAGGCUUUGGUAGAGAAACACGAGGAGGAAACCGAGAGCGUCGCUGCCAAAGCAAGAGAAUUGUUUAAUGAAUUUAAUGAUUUAUUGUCUAAGGCACGAAAUCAAUUAAUGUCUAAAGAAAUUAUAUUGCAUGAUCAAAUGGAGGAUAUAAACAAGGUAUUCAGAAUUAAUAUGACAGAUAUAGUCAACUCGUUCCUAGAAACCGCACGAGAAUACUUCUCCCUAUUACGAAACGCAGAAAUUGAAUAUAAUGACAUUAUAAAUGGAUUUGUGCUACAUUAUCUUAGCGGUUUUGAGGAUGAGACACAUAUACCAUUUAAUCUUAAGGAUCUGUACUGCGACAAAGAUACCUUGGCUAUCACUCUUGCCACCUCGCACAAUAUACAUUUACAAAUAAUAGACGAUCGAGAGAAGCGCAUGACAAAUCGACUCGACAAUUGGCUCAAAGACUACAUCAAUCAAUUAAUCGUGAAUGAGGAUAAAAGAAAUCGUCAGCAAAUAUUGGAAAUAUCACAUUUCUUUGAAUCUCAACAGAAAGAACUUAAUUUGUUAAGCUUACCACAACAGUUAGAUUUGGCAGGCAUUGAUCUAGAUGAUGACGGCAUAUUAGAAAAUUAACGAUAACAUGUUACAACAAUGUUUCGACGUUUAAACAUCUCACGUUUUGCUUCUUCUGACGAUACGGAAUAAAAUUCAGAAAAUAAAUGGGAGUAUGACAUUUGUUAAUAAA
Messenger RNA from Wasmannia auropunctata (little fire ant), 2316 nucleotides. Its product is annotated as leucine-rich repeat-containing protein 48-like. NCBI's taxonomy places the organism in Eukaryota, Metazoa, Arthropoda, Insecta, Hymenoptera, Formicidae. The transcript has 9 exons. Bases 525 to 2204 code for a protein of 559 amino acids. Gene Ontology annotation, molecular function: protein binding. The record is from RefSeq and is a predicted model, not a curated record.